Molecule: messenger RNA, 609 nt
Organism: Juglans microcarpa x Juglans regia
Lineage: Eukaryota; Viridiplantae; Streptophyta; Magnoliopsida; Fagales; Juglandaceae
Exons: 2
Coding region: 1-609 (202 amino acids)
Source: RefSeq, a predicted model, not a curated record
AUGGAGGAGAGGGUAAAGGGGUGUAAGGAGGUUAGGAAAGAAGGGGAGUGUAUAGAGAGCCAUGAGGUGGAGAAGGAGAAACAUGAGGGUGUGGUAUCCAUAAUUGAGGAGAGAAGAGUGGGAGGGAUUACAGAAAUAGAAGAAGAUGGAAAAGAAAUGGGGGAAUGCCUUUGGGUGAAGAUGAAUGGGGAAAGUAAGGGGCUACUGACAGGAUUCUAUGGGCAUCCAGAAACCGCCAAAAGGAAGGGAUCGUGGGAGCUUUUGCAAAUGCUAAAACCCUCUUCUGAGUUAGGUUGGUGCGUAAUUGGUGAUUUUAAUGAGCUGAUUUCUCAAGAUGAAAAAUGGGGGAGAAAUGAAAGAAGAGAAAGCCAGAUGGAAGAGUUCAGAAAUGCCUUAUCUCUUGGUGGGUUGAGUGAUCUGGGAUGGAGGGAUACUAAGUAUACUUGGAGCAAUGGCCACUCAGAUGGGUCUUUUGUAAAAGAGAGACUUGAUCGUGCUGUUGCUAACCAAGUAUGGAGAUGGGGUUAUAGCAGGGUUGAGGUUGAAACUUUGGUAGCAUGGAGCUCUGACCACCUUAAUCACCCCUUCCCUUUGAGCUUUCCCAAAUAA